AAAUACCUACCUAAAUAUUUGCAAGUUUUCAGGAAAUUUCUCAAUUUAUUAAAUUGAAUUCAUUAUUUGCAAAACUGUGAACUAAUAAACAAAACACAGUUUUCUACGACAGUUCAGGAUCAAUCUCGGUUGACGCAACGCAAGAUCAAUCAACGCUGCAAGUUCUAACAGUACCACGAAUUGUAUCGGUCGUGUCGAACGCUGAAAUAUCCUCGUCCAGCACCACUGCUAUAAAUGCAGAUGAGAUGAUUGCUGUGCAAUUUUUGAAUACUGAGGAUGAGCUCCUAGCCGAUGCCGUCGUGGAUACACAAGAUGAGCCUAAGUUGAGCACCGUUCCGAAUGCUCAUAACGUUGAUCGACCCUCGGAAGAUGCUAUAAUACACGAUCCCCUCAACAACACACCCUGCGAACAGCAACAGAAUGAAGAAGAUUCAAAUCCGUCAACAGCAAUCGAAAAUUGUGGUGAACAUUCGAUCAAGUGUAGUGCUUCGGACGAUGUGGAAAAUCUAUCCCCGAAUUCGAGUAUGAAACGCAACCUUCCCGAUGGCACAAAGCUACUCAAAAGUUCUAAGAAACACGCAUCGACAGAAAUGAAAUUCCGUUGUUUCAACAUCAAUUGGGAGAAAAUCAGUGACAACAUUCUGGAUCGCUUGCGCGCUUUGGAUGAUUUUAAAAAAGCUAAUCCAGGAGUCUACACUCCCCCGUCUGUACGUAUCGCUAAGACCGAAAUAACAACUCUCACAAACGCGAUUGUUGAUCAAUUGCGUACAAUUGACAAUCAGAUAAGAGCAGACAUAAUGGAAACUGUAGCACGUCAAGUUUUUAAUAAAUUCCCGGCCUUGGACUAUACGGACGACGACGGAUUCGGCGCUGGUCAAGGCUACAUCGAAAUGAAAUAUAAAAUGAUUAACAGGAACAAUUACUUGAAUCGAUUUAAAAGCGCGCAAGCACCUACGGCUAAUAUCGACAUAAGUUUGAAGAAAAAGCGUAAUGCUCGAGCCGGUACUUUAAAAGAGUACUGGGAAAAAUCGUCCAACAAAUGCGACAACACCUUGAUCUCAAUUCUGACUCGAGACGAAACUCAACUAUUGACGGACGAUUUUCUGGUUCAAACGCAGUCCUUCGUAAGAUACAAGUUAGAUGAAAAAGUUGCCACAGGAAAAAUGAUUGCUCAGUUACCGGUUCUACGCCGUAGGUCAUUAUUGACAUUUCAUUUCGAGAAGGCUACCGGAGUAAAAAUCGCUGAUCUUCGGCGGUAUUUUACGUCUAAACGAGACAAAAUCAUACGUUUUUCUUUGACCUGCAAAACGGAUUUACAUCUAAACAACUUGUCAUCAGAUCGAGAUAUAUUGGAAUUCUUGUGUUCGCUGGUGGGAGAGAACUUCGGAGAUUUAAUCGUUCAUAAAGAGGUUGGCACUCGCAUUGAGGACAUAGCAGUUGACACUUCAGGACCGGUGCUAGUAGCUGUUGAUGUCGGCAAUGGCAGAACAGUUAUUUACGUAUACGCGAAUGGAAUACGGGUGUCCGAGGGAGCGAGUGACGUGAUCGCAGCUAUGGAAGAUCUUUUUAUGAUUCAUUUUGUCCAUAAUUUUAUGUACGUAAAAGCUUUGUCAAAGUUCUUGGAGCUAAUCCAAGAAUAUUUUUUAAAAAUCAUCACCUUUGUUGCGUCAAAAUCGGCUGCUAGCCGCGUAGGCCAAAGGCAACGAAAAGUGCGGAAAGUAAUUUCCGCCUUAGCUAGCUUUGAUGUAAGGGAUUAAGCCAAGUGAAAGAUGUGUAAAAAACUAUAAUCAGAUGAAAAAUAAAACAUGUUAAGAUGCGAUUAUCUGUUGAAUUGUUUCAUUAAAUGAUAG
This is a messenger RNA of Aedes aegypti (yellow fever mosquito), 1850 nucleotides long. RefSeq lists its product as uncharacterized. The transcript is spliced from 4 exons. Lineage: Eukaryota; Metazoa; Arthropoda; Insecta; Diptera; Culicidae. The record is from RefSeq and is a predicted model, not a curated record. Bases 246 to 1757 code for a protein of 503 amino acids.